AAGUUGAACUGAAUCAUUUUGUUUUCAUUAUAAAUAUUAUUGUUGUUAAUCUGAUCGCAUUGAUUGCUGAGUAGAUUAAAAAAUUAUAAUUAUAACUUGUAAAUAGUGAAAAUAGAUCUUGAUUGAUUAGUGAGCUUUUUCAAUUCAAGUUCAAAUUGAACUGCUCAAUGACCAGAAUUGAUUUAUCGGUUUAUAUUUAACAAUAAUUAUUUUCUUCUUUCAACUUACAACUUACAUUCCCUGUAUUGGAUUAAUUUGUUCACCUUACGAUGAAGAUAAUCCAAGAUUAACCUCAAGGUAUCAAGCUUUUUGGGUUAUGCCUCCAAAUGAAUUUAAACCCCUUGAAUAUGGGCGACCCAUGCAGAUGACUUACAGUGUGACCAGAGAUUCAUUUCUAACACAAGAUUUACUAUUAGACAUGCGUCUACUUGCUCAUUAUUAUAUUGAUGGUCCAGACGCGAUUAAAUUUUCCGAUAAUUACUCAACUAAAGAGAAAACUUUUUGGCACAAACUUCAGGCCUCUUUAAAGCCAUUUUUACCCCGAGAUCUCACCACUACCGUUAAUCAAACUCCAGCUCAGACACAAGUCCAACAACAAGCACUUUCCCAUUUCUGGGCUUUUCUCAAAGGACUUUUACUCCCUUGAAGUAAUUUCCACUUCGCCACAAUUAACAAAAUCGUCCAAUUCCCAUGACAAAACAACAAUCUCCUUUUAUCUCUAACAAGAAUACAAUUGAUAUUUAUUCAUAAUUUUCAUUAAUCGACAAACUCCACACCAAACCAGAUUAAAGAGCGAUGGAUAAAACUUGAUCUCAGCAAUAAUGUCUAACCAAUUGACAAAGGGAAAUUCUUACAUUGUAAAAAGAAA
This is a messenger RNA of Panonychus citri (citrus red mite), 868 nucleotides long. Its product is annotated as MPN domain-containing protein-like. Bases 317 to 646 code for a protein of 109 amino acids. The record is from RefSeq and is a predicted model, not a curated record. Lineage: Eukaryota; Metazoa; Arthropoda; Arachnida; Trombidiformes; Tetranychidae. The transcript is spliced from 2 exons.